This is a messenger RNA of Auxenochlorella protothecoides, 342 nucleotides long. RefSeq lists its product as hypothetical. The record is from RefSeq and is a predicted model, not a curated record. Lineage: Eukaryota; Viridiplantae; Chlorophyta; Trebouxiophyceae; Chlorellales; Chlorellaceae. Bases 1 to 342 code for a protein of 113 amino acids. The transcript has 3 exons.
AUGACGAGGAGGUGGAGGAGGGCUGGGUGCAGUGCGACCUCUGCGAGCGCUGGGUGCACCAGGUCUGCGGCCUCUUCAACAAGGGGCGCAACGAGGACCAGCGCGACUACCACUGCCCCCAGUGCCUGCUCCAUGGCCUGCAGCGCGGCGAGCGCACGGUGCCCACAGAGCGGCCGCAGGCCAUGCUCACGGCCGCCGACCUGCCACGCUGCGAGCUGUCCGACUACAUCGAGGCGCGCCUGGCGCGCACGAUCGCGGAGGAGAGGGCGGCGCGCGCUACGGCGCUGGGGGUGCACCCGUCCACCGUCCCCACCGCCCAUGGGAUCACAGUGCGUGUGGUGA